Zygotorulaspora mrakii is the source of this 2355-nucleotide messenger RNA. RefSeq names its product AAA family ATPase AFG3 (gene AFG3). The record is from RefSeq and is a predicted model, not a curated record. The transcript has a single exon. Gene Ontology annotation, cellular component: membrane; m-AAA complex. Lineage: Eukaryota; Fungi; Ascomycota; Saccharomycetes; Saccharomycetales; Saccharomycetaceae. Gene Ontology annotation, molecular function: ATP binding; metalloendopeptidase activity; ATP hydrolysis activity. The coding region runs from base 1 to 2355 and encodes 784 amino acids. Gene Ontology annotation, biological process: protein-containing complex assembly; mitochondrial protein processing.
AUGAGUAAUGUUGUCGGUAGCAGACGCCCAAUAGGUGCCAUGAUGUGUUUCACAUCUAGGGCGGUCAGGAGCGUUUUUACCAGGAGCUAUCAAGUAUGUCCGAGGCCAAACGUCUAUAAAAAGGGCCAUGUAAGGGAACAUAGAAGGCUGCUGCAUUUUUCAUUCAAUCCAAAUUUCAAAAAUACUCAUAUAAAUUUGUCUUCUCAAGACGAGAAGAAGCCUCAACACAAUAAGGAUAAUAAAAGUGAAGGCAAUGGUGGUAAAAAAGAAAAUGGCGAAGAAAACGAGAAGAACAGCGAUAAGAAAAGGAAAAAUGGUGAGCAGGAGUUUAAAUCUUUGUCUGAGUAUUUUAGGUCUAAGGAGUUUGCCAAGACAAUGUAUCUGACUGUCGGAUCAAUUGUCCUAUUCAACCUUAUAACUUCAUCUGAUAAGCCGGCAGGUGCUGACUUGCAACCUUUAACAUUUCAAGAUUUCAAAACAAAGUAUUUGGAAAAGGGUUUAGUGAAGCGAUUAUAUGUAGUUAACAAAUUUUUGGUGGAAGCAGAGCUGACGCCUCAAGUUGACCAUGAUGGCAACGCACGUCAAUCAGGGUUUUUGGGAUCAGGACCACCUGUGGUCGCAUUUACGAUAGGGUCUGUCGACAUUUUUGAAGAGCAGAUGGAAGAUAUACAGGACAAGCUGAAGAUAACUCCAGAAGAUAGGAUACCUAUAACGUAUGUUCAACGUGCGUCAAUUUUUCAAUAUCUGUUCCCCUUUUUGCCAACUAUAAUUCUUUUGGGUGGAUUAUAUUUCAUCACAAGGAAAGUCGGCGGAGGGGCAAACGGUGCUGGUGGUGGUGGUGGACCAUUUGGUGGUAUGUUUGGUGUCAACAAGUCUAAGGCAAAACUUUUCAAUAAAGAGACUGAUAUCAAAGUAUCGUUCAAGGAUGUUGCGGGAUGCAACGAAGCAAAACAAGAAAUCAUGGAGUUUGUGCACUUUUUAAAGAACCCUGCAAAGUAUACAGCACUAGGUGCUAAGAUUCCUAGAGGUGCAAUAUUGUCAGGGCCACCAGGUACAGGUAAAACUUUACUAGCCAAAGCUACAGCGGGUGAGGCAGGAGUUCCUUUUCUCUCCGUUUCCGGUUCUGAAUUUGUCGAGAUGUUUGUCGGUGUUGGUGCAUCCAGAGUUCGUGACCUUUUUGAACAAGCAAGAAAAAUGGCACCUUCAAUCAUCUUCGUCGAUGAAAUUGAUGCUAUUGGUAAAGAAAGAGGAAAAGGUGGUGCCAUGGGAGGGGCAAAUGAUGAAAGAGAGGCAACUUUAAAUCAACUUUUGGUGGAAAUGGAUGGAUUUAGUACUUCAGAUCAAGUCGUUGUUCUUGCAGGUACGAAUAGACCAGAUGUUUUAGAUCCUGCUUUGAUGAGACCCGGAAGAUUUGAUAGACAUAUUCAAAUUGAUGCACCUGAUGUUGAAGGAAGAAAAGCCAUUUAUCUAGUGCAUUUGAGAAAGUUAAAUCUGGAUAAAAUUCUUACUAAAUCCGAUCGCGAACGUGAAGAAUUAGCUGGGAAAUUAGCUGCCUUAACACCAGGUUUUGCUGGGGCAGAUAUAGCAAAUGCGUGUAAUGAAGCAGCAUUGAUUGCUGCAAGAAAUAAUGCACCCUGCAUCGAGCUUUAUCAUUUUGAACAGGCGAUCGAGAGGGUGAUUGCUGGGUUGGAGAAAAAAUCUCGAGUACUCUCACCAGAAGAGAAAAAAACUGUAGCAUAUCAUGAAGCUGGACAUGCAGUUUGUGGAUGGUAUUUGAAAUAUGCUGACCCGUUAUUGAAGGUAAGUAUUAUUCCUCGUGGACAAGGCGCUCUUGGUUAUGCUCAGUAUCUACCUCCUGAUCAAUAUUUAAUCAGUGAAGAACAAUUUCAACAUAGAAUGAUAAUGGCGCUUGGGGGUCGUGUAUCCGAAGAGAUACAUUUCCCUUCUGUCACUAGUGGGGCGCAUGAUGAUUUCAAAAAAGUCACACAAAUGGCCAGUGCGAUGGUAUGUUCCUUAGGAAUGUCACCCAAGAUUGGUUGUAUUUCAUACGACCAAGGAGAUGUGUCAUUUCAAGUAAAUAAGCCAUUCAGUGAGGUAACUGCCAAUAAUAUUGAUUCAGAAGUAAAACGAAUCGUGGGUGACGCGCAUGCCAAGUGUGAAAAAUUACUAACCGAUAACUUGGAAAAAGUCGAUAAGGUGGCGAAAGAGUUGUUGUCAAAAGAAGCUAUUACGAGAGAAGAUAUGAUUCGAUUACUUGGACCAAGGCCCUUCCCCGAAAGAAACGAAGCAUUUGAAAAAUAUCUGGAUCCAAAGAAUAUAAAUAAUGGUGAAAAUACAUCACCUGCUACAAAUUAG